This is a messenger RNA of Durio zibethinus, 390 nucleotides long. RefSeq lists its product as uncharacterized. The record is from RefSeq and is a predicted model, not a curated record. Lineage: Eukaryota; Viridiplantae; Streptophyta; Magnoliopsida; Malvales; Malvaceae. Gene Ontology annotation, biological process: cellular response to heat.
AUGGACCGUUCCUACAUAGAUUUUGAACCUGAUUACCAGUAUAGAGACGAAGAAGCUCAUGACAUUAUUGAGUUUCAAGUGAAAGAUUUUAGAAAGGAACAGCUGAAAGUUCAAUUAAGCAGUAACGGGGUCCUAACAGUUUGUGGUGAACGACCCUCGGGGAGAACUAGAUGGAUCCGAUUCCGCAAGGAAUUCAACGCUCCUAAAGAGUGCAAAGCAAAUGAUUUUCGCGUAAGGUUGAGAUCUGGUAUUCCUUAUAUAAAAAUACCUAAAAGAUAUUGCUCCGCAGAUUUCUCAACAGGAUGCACUUACUCCAAUGCAACAAGCCUCAUAGCCAAUUCAAGGCGAAGGCAAACUAAAUCAAGAGAGCAGUCAAAAGAAAGAGGUUGA